AUGGCUGUGUCAAUAUCAGGCCUUCAGGGAUGGCAUCCCGGAGAAGUUGCCAUGCAGUCGAAACUAGGCUUUGCCGAAGCAAUGUCGUCUUCAUGGCAGAAGAUCGAAGACAGAAUGCGCGAACAACAUCGCAUUUUCCACACAGGGAAUUUGCCUUUUAUCCCGAUAACCACCACAGACGAUGAAGGGCGACCAUGGGCCUCACUUGUUGCUGGCGCCGACGGAGAAAUUGGAUUCGUAGAGAGUCCUGAUCUGAAAACCCUCAUCGUCAACGCAAGACUUUGGCCCGGAGAGCCGUUGUUGGACACACUCAACAAAUGGGUUGAUGGAGAUGGCUGGAAUUCGACCGCACCAGAGAGAUAUUUAACCGCCGGCAUAGGAAUUGAGUUUCCCACUCGAAGGCGCAAUAAGUUUGCGGGAUACAUAAAAGACGUAAAACGAAAAACAGGCAUGGAUUUUAGACUGAAUUUGCAGGUCAAUCAAACCACUGGAAACUGCCCCAAAUACAUCAACAUUAGAAAACUUGUGGGUUGUAAAACCACCAACCCGACUAUUGCAUACGAGAGGCGACAUAUGACGCAGUUUGAGAGACUUCCCACAGAGGUUAUCGAUUUCAUUACAAGUGCUGAUACCGUAUUCAUUGGAUCGGUCUACAGAUCCGACCCGGCCACAGCAGCGAAGUUUCCAUCGCACGCUGGGUCGAAUGCGCGAGGCGGAUUGCCAGGAUUCAUGCGUGUCAGUCCAUCGGAUGGAUGUUCAGUGGUCCUACCUGACUACUCCGGGAAUAGAUUUAUGUCUAGUCUCGGAAAUGUUGAGUCGAGCAAGCAGAUGGCCCUUACCAUUGUCUCAUUUACAACCGGCGAUGUUCUAUAUCUCACUGGAACGGCGGAAAACCUUGUUGGUCCUCCUGCUCUCGAAGUCAUUGUCAAGCACGCAAGUCUUACUGUGAUGAAAACGAACGGAUUCAUCUUCGUUCGAGACGCUCUUCCCGUACGGCAACAGUUUGGCACAGAGAUUGAGCGCAGCCCGUACAGCCCUAAAGUUAAAUAUCUUGUUGAAGAGCCCGAGGGUCAAGCAAGCGCCAGUGGAGUGCACAAGGCCAAGUUAUCCAGUGCAACACAGCUCUCGCAUGAUCUUGCUGUGUUUAGAUUCAAAGUUACGUCGAAGCCUGGCGCUGAACCAAUUAAAAUACGGCCCGGGCAAGCUAUCGCUUUGGACUUCAUGGACUGGAUAGGGCCUCCGGCAUAUCAGCAUAUGGCUAACUCUGCGCCUGGAUCGGUCAACGACGAUAGGGUACGGACCUGGACUGUUUCAAGUACCCAUGAGAAUCGGGACGUUACUUGGUUCGAUCUCACGAUGCGCGAGAUGAAAGGAGGGGCGGUUACGGGGGCACUGUUCGAUGUUUUGAGAAGGCAUUCCUCAAAUAAGUGGGAAAAGCCCAUAACGAUUACCGAAGAUGUUGUCUGCGAAGUUGUCGGUGUAACGGGUGACUUUUUCUUGGGAGACGAAAACGUCAAUAUGCUUUGGGUCGCUGGUGGUAUUGGCAUCACCCCUUUCCUCGCCAUGUUUAGCGCGUUAUCUGAACGAAAAGCAAAAGCGCAUGGCGAUGUCGUACUCGCCUUAUCAACACGAGAACCCGAAAUGAUGCUGAGACUGGUCCAGGCUUCUCUCCGAAAUGCGCUCUUGAAGGUCAGGCUGCGAAUUGAUAUCUUCACGAGCAAAGAACACGUGAAUAUGGAUGGCAUCGAUGAGAAGAAUAUAGAAAUUAACAUACACAAGGGUCGAUUGACGAUGGAUUAUUUUCCAGAGGUGGCAAGCGAUCGAGAUGUUUUAAUAUGUGGUCCGGGGGGAUUCGGUGAUUUGGCAAUGGACGGGCUGCGAGCCGCGGGAGUGGCGGACGAGAAAAUGCUACGAGAAGGAUUCUAUUGA
This is a messenger RNA of Trichoderma atroviride IMI 206040, 1929 nucleotides long. RefSeq lists its product as uncharacterized. The record is from RefSeq and is a predicted model, not a curated record. Lineage: Eukaryota; Fungi; Ascomycota; Sordariomycetes; Hypocreales; Hypocreaceae. Gene Ontology annotation, molecular function: oxidoreductase activity.